This is a messenger RNA of Astrephomene gubernaculifera, 2344 nucleotides long. The record is from the annotation of a GenBank genome assembly. Lineage: Eukaryota; Viridiplantae; Chlorophyta; Chlorophyceae; Chlamydomonadales; Astrephomenaceae.
UUUGCACAUUUAUUGGUAAUGUUUUCACCCUAACUCGAACGCUACUUGUAGAGCGCGUCACCAUGGCGCGACUAGUGCUAGGUUUGGUGGCUUUCCUAGGCCUACUGGCCCAACAUGCAUAUGGCUUUUACCUUCCAGGAGUGGCACCACAGGACUUUAAGAAGAAAGACGUGUUGUUCCUCAAGGUCAACAAGCUUUCAUCCAUAAAGAACCAGCUGCCAUAUGAGUACUACUCGCUGCCCUACUGCCGGCCGGAGAAGAUCGUCCAGUCCGCGGAGAACCUUGGCGAGGUGUUGCGUGGUGACCGCAUCGAAAACUCACUCUACCAGAUUCAAAUGCGCGUAGACGAGCAAUGCAAGGUGCUAUGUCGCAUCGAGUCGCUCAGCAGCGCACAGGCCAAGGCCUUCCGUUCGAAGGUUGAGGACGAUUACAGGGUUAACAUGAUCCUGGACAACUUGCCAGUGGCGAUGGUCAAGAUGCGGAAGGACGAGAGCUCUGGCUCUCUUGUAAAGACUUAUGAGCGUGGAUUCCCUGUUGGCUUCAAGGCCUCACUGGAGGGCCAGACUGAGGUGAAGUUCUUCCUUCAUAACCAUUUGCGCUUCACGAUACUUUACCACAAGGACGCUCAGACGGACCUGGCCCGUAUUGUUGGCUUUGAGGUCGAGCCGUUCAGCGUGAAACACGACUAUGAGGCACCAUGGGAUAAGGCCAGCCCUAUCCUGAACACCUGCAACCCCGGACGCAUGGCUUCCGUCACGCAUAACCUGCCACCCCAGCCAAUCCAGGAAGGGGUGGAGGUUAUCUUCUCCUACGACGUCAAGUUUGUGGCCAGUGAUAUCCGCUGGGCGUCUCGUUGGGAUACCUACCUGCUGAUGAUGGACGACCAGAUCCACUGGUUCUCCAUCAUUAACUCGGUCAUGAUUGUCCUCUUCCUGUCCGGCAUGGUGGCCGUGAUCAUGACACGGGUUCUGGCUCGUGACAUCCGGAACUACAAUCAGCUGGAGGCUGGCGAGGAUGCCCAGGAGGAGACUGGCUGGAAGCUGGUGCACGGCGAUGUGUUCCGCCCUCCAGCAAACUCGUCCCUGCUGGCCAGCUACGUUGGCACUGGCGUGCAGCUGUUCGGCAUGAGCCUUGUCACCAUGAUCUUCGCGCUGCUUGGCUUCCUGUCGCCGGCGAACCGCGGUGGCCUGAUGACAGCCAUGUUGAUGAUGUUCGUCUUCAUGGGGCUCUUUGGCGGCUACUUCUCUUCGCGCUUAUACAAGAGCUUCCGCGGGGAGGAGUGGAAGAAGACCACCCUGCGCACUGCCCUCAUGUUUCCCGGCGUGUGCUUCGUCGUCUUCUUCCUGCUGAACCUGCUUAUCUGGGGCCAGCGGUCGUCGGGUGCCGUGCCCUUCGGAACCCUGUUCGCUCUGUGCUUCCUAUGGUUCGGCAUCUCGGUUCCCCUGGUUUUCGUCGGCUCGUACUUUGGCUACAAGAAGCCGGCGCCUGAGGACCCCGUGCGCACCAACAAGAUCCCCCGCCAGAUCCCAGAGCAGCCCUGGUACAUGAACCCCCUGUUCGCGUGCCUCGUGGGCGGUGUGCUGCCGUUCGGAGCCGUAUUCAUCGAGCUGUUCUUCAUCCUCACCUCCAUGUGGCUCCACCAGUUCUACUACAUGUUCGGCUUCCUGGCGCUGGUGUUUGUCAUUCUCAUCAUCACGUGCACGGAGAUCACCAUCGUGCUGUGCUACUUCCAGCUGUGCUCGGAGGACUACCACUGGUGGUGGCGGGCGUUCUUCACCUCGGGCUCGUCUGCUCUGUACCUGUUCGCGUACUCUGCCUUCUACUUCUACUCGAAGCUGGACAUCACGAAGACGGUGCCCAUGCUGAUGUACUUCGGGUACAUGCUGAUCGUGUCGUACGGCUUCUUCUGCCUCACAGGCACGAUUGGGUUCUACUCGUGCUACAUCUUUGUGCGCAAGAUUUACGGCGCAGUUAAGAUCGAUUAGAAACCCACAAUUAGGAGCCAUAUGCGCGUCUUGUUGCGCACAUGCAUAGUUUGCGACUGUUAGUACAUGAUACCUGAUAGGUGGCGGAAUAUGGUGGAUUAGUAGGGUGUCGGCAGCUUUAGUAGCUACUGGUGGCGAUACAAACUGAGAGCUUGGAUGGACUGCAUUAUGUGCACAGCCUAAUGACCCCCCUAUUAUUUAGUGCAACGGCACGGUGUAAUUGCUCGUGUACAUGUCCGGGUUAUUGCCGGUCCCAAUUGCGAGGUGGUUCGGGUUCUUUGCCUGGGUUGGGUUACCAUGACACUACUACUUGUGUUCGUGUGACCUGGACGUUACGACCUGUCGGCAUGGCAUCAAGC